Molecule: messenger RNA, 763 nt
Organism: Ruditapes philippinarum (Manila clam)
Lineage: Eukaryota; Metazoa; Mollusca; Bivalvia; Venerida; Veneridae
Product: 14-3-3-like protein 2
Exons: 1
Coding region: 1-708 (235 amino acids)
Biological process (GO): signal transduction
Cellular component (GO): cytoplasm
Source: RefSeq, a predicted model, not a curated record
AUGGUAUAUAGAAAGAAUAUGGCAGGAUUCAUGUUUCAAGUCUUAAGUUUGAUGUUUUGCUUACAUACAAUUGUUUUGGUUAAAGAAGAGGCCGGUGGAGAAACGGAAACAUAUAUAUACCGUGCAGAAUUAGCACAGCGUGGCAAAAGAUACGACGACAUGAUGUCCUUCAUGAAAAAUAUUGCAGAGAUGAAUAUCGAGUUGUCGCAUAAGGAAAGGGUAUUGCUUACUUCAGCUUACACAAAUGCCAUUGAUAAUCGUCGAUUAUUCUGGACAUCUUUGAGAAAUGUCGAGGAAAAGGAAAUCGGAAAACGGCUUCAAAUUGCAAUGAAUUACAGGACAGAAAUUGGAAAAGAAGUAUUUGAUAUUUGCACAGACUUUUUAACAAUUCUAAAUAAUCGAAAAUUGUACCCACCUGCUAAUGAUACAGAAAGUAAAAUUGAUUUUCUUACAAUGAAAGGAAAUCAAUAUCGUUUUAUCACUGAAAUUUCACUAGGAAAUGAAACUGCGGCUGAAAUUGCAACAGAAAUAUACAAGGAAGGGUAUAAUUUAUUAAACGAGAACAUAUCGCCAUUAAACCCAGUCCGGCUAAUGUUUAUUGGCAGCUAUGUUUCUUUUCUACUAGACACAGAAAAGAACUACACUAAAGCUAUUGCUGUAACCCAAAUAGAAUACGAUUUGAUAAAAAGUUUGAAUCAAGAACUUUAAGUGAAAUAAAUCAGACGAAUGUGCAUCGGAAACAAUGAUAAAGAUUUACAACAAA